CUUGAAUAAUCCACAAUUCAUUGUAUAUUUCAGUAAAUUACAAAUUAUUUUUCCAAUUGUUAUACAAUUUCAUUUAUUUACUUGUUUUCAUCUGAUAUCAACUGAUGAAUUUUUAUCACAGUGACCUUGAAUAGUACAUAAAAUAAGCGAUAAAGUGAUUGUUCAAUGUGUACAAUAUGUGUCUGUGUGUAAUUGUAUGAUUGUGCAUAUUUAAAUUUUAUUCAGUUAACAAAAUCGAGCAAUAAUUUCGAAAUAAACAAAAUUUUGGUUUUUCUGUCUUACUGAAUAUUUUACACCUAAAUAACAAAUAAUCUUAUGUAAGUAUCAUUUUUAUGUAAAGUUUAUAUGAAUAUGAAUUAUUAAUUGAUUGAAUUACAUGGUAGUAGUGGACAGAUGUUUCAGUCUAACUUGGGACUUCUAAACAUCGCCAAUAGAGAUCGAAUCCACUACCUUCAUUUUUUAAGAUUUGCAAUGCGUAAAGGACAAUCAAGUUAUGAUUUUGAAGUUCAACGCCGACGAAUUAUGAAGAUCUAUGAACGUGAUGUUAUUGAAUUAGAGAAAGCAGCUAAAACCUGUGGAGCAAAUAUUGAUCACCUUCGUAGAACAAUUGAAGAAUGGCUUAAACAAUUAUACGUUUGCACUCCAUCAAUUCUACUUCGAAUACGAAAAGAUCAAACAAGUUUAGAAUCUGAUGAAAACUCCAAACAAAAUUGUAUAUCCGUUUUACGACAAGGUAGUAUUCCGCGUCAAAUUGAAAAUAAAACAGAAUUAGACCGAAGUAAAGUUGAUCAACUGUUGAACAUUGAUCAGAAACUCAUCAACAACAUUCGAAGAGAACUUUCAAAAAUGUCUGUUGUCGAGAAAAGUCUAAAUGUUAAAAUAUCAAAAUUUUUAAAUGAAAUUCAACAGUUUCAACAGUCUAUGAAUUGUGUUUUAAUCGAUGCAUCAUCAUCCAAGGAAAUACAUCAGUCACGUGUAAUAACACCGAAGAAAUGGCGUGAAUUUAUACGAAGACAUUAUGCAUUGAAAGAGAUUGACUUUUCACCACCUCAAACUCCAUGUGGUUAUAAGUAGAGAUGUUUGUCGUGGCAGAGUUUCUUUUUACUCCGCUUACAUAUAUAUUCAGUUGUACAGGUAUACAAAGAAUAUCGUCUUUAGAUUAUUGGAAAAUAUUUGAAUAUUUCGCAAUCAAUAACUGUACAAAUUGUACUUAUAUUUAUUACUUAUGUAUACUAAC
Messenger RNA from Trichobilharzia szidati, 1237 nucleotides. The record is from the annotation of a GenBank genome assembly. Lineage: Eukaryota; Metazoa; Platyhelminthes; Trematoda; Strigeidida; Schistosomatidae.